Messenger RNA from Phialemonium atrogriseum, 1425 nucleotides. RefSeq lists its product as uncharacterized. NCBI's taxonomy places the organism in Eukaryota, Fungi, Ascomycota, Sordariomycetes, Cephalothecales, Cephalothecaceae. The record is from RefSeq and is a predicted model, not a curated record. The transcript has a single exon. The annotation marks the transcript as partial.
CAGGGUCAGAAUAAGAAUGCAGUAGAUCAGUGGUUCAGUGGAUGAUGUAAAUAGGGUAUGGCUCUUUCCCGCGACAUCCAACGAGCUUCGAUCGUUUGAAUUGUAGCAGCUUUUUUUUGCCCAUCGGUUGGCACAGUUUGCCUGAUGCCUUGCCUACCUACCUACCUACCACCUUCCAUACUUUGGUUUUUGGUUGCAAAACUUGCACUUUCCACAAUUGGAAAGGGUUAGGAACAUCAGCCCCAAACUACAAUCCCUUCGUCUUGAAAACUUCUCGGCUUUUUUCACUCAUUCUCUCUUUUUCCCCUUCGCCGCUGCAAGAUAUCAUGGGUGGUUCAGCCUUCUCGUCCGGGGAGAACCCGCUCUUCACACCUCGCAUGGCCCCAACCGUGUACCGUGAAGUUCGGGAUCGGUGCCAAGCCAUCCUCAGAGAGAUUUUCCUCUGCGUCGCCUCGCCCAUCGAGGGCCCCGCAAAGGAGGACUAUGGCGACGUCGACAUCCUCGUGUCGCUGCAGAAGCACCUCAUCUUCCCGACGACCCCCGCCGACCGGGUCGAAUGCGAAGGGCGAGACAUUCUGGCCGUGGUUCAGAAAAUGCUCGGCGCGGAGCACAUGAUUAUCGAGCGCGGAGGGAACGCGGCCAAUCUGGCAAUCCCGUGGCCGGCGGACCUCAUCACAACCACCGACAACCCCGAGGCGACCAGGACCAACGCCACGCUCAACACCGACCAGGACCAGGAACAGCAAGAGUCACAGGUUCAAGCCGACCAGCAGAAUAAGAAGCGGCACAUCCAGGUCGACGUGCAGAUCUGCGCCUCCCCAAGCCAGCUGCAGUGGGAGCUCUUCAAGCACGCGCACGGUGACCUCUGGAACCUGGUCGGCAGUACCAUCCGGCCCCUGGGCCUGACGGUCGAUGAGGAGGCCCUCUGGAUCCGCAUACCUGAGAUCGAGGCAUUCCACCGGAGCCGGUCCAAGGUGCGCCUGACGGACGACCCGGCCGCCGUCCUGAGCUUCCUGGGCCUGAGGGCUGACGGAUCGUUCUGGGAGGCCCCAUUUGGUAGUUUGACCGAGUUGUUUGAGUACAUCGCCAGCUGUCGGUGGUUCUGGGUUGCCCCUGAGAAGGCUGGGGUUGAGGAAGAUGGCUCGGGCUGUAAGUGAUCUUUUUUCCUUGUUCUCGUUUUUCCUUUGCUUCACUUUAGGGCUUCCUUUUGGUGUUUGGAAGACACAAGCAUAGGGAUAGUGAGAGUCCUCGGCUAUGCCUGGCCAAAUCGUAAUGCUCCUGUGUCAGAAAGAAACCAUGAGAAUAAUUCGAGCUAAGCAAGACACUUUCGCUGACACACCACCCCCUGAAAUAGCCACAGGAGCCGACAGCACCGUGGACAAGAAGAAGUACAAAGCCAACGACCGCCGACGCAUGAAGUUCCGC